UUAUCACGUACUUCACUGUUCUAUCACAUUACUUUCUCGGAAACGUAAACCAAUAUAUAAAUUCUCUGAUUUUUCACCAUGCACUACAGACAAUUCUUCUUCGCGGCUGUGGGCGCUGCACAUGUAAGUGCACUAUGCCCCCAUUUCGCGGCACAGAGAACUGCUGCUGAACAUAUUUUACAGCAAAAGCAGCACAUACGAGUUGCGCGGGCCACCGAUGAUUAUAGUGGCAUGGACUCAUAUGGGGACGUCAUGACAGACAUUGCGGCACUCCUAACCGACUCACAGUCGUCCUGGCCUGCCGAUUUUGGAAACUAUGGACCUUUCAUGAUUCGACUAGCCUGGCAUUGCUCUGGUUCAUAUCGUACUUCGGACGGUCGUGGAGGCUGUGCUGGAGCGCGCAUCAGAUUUGGCCCAGAAGCUGACUGGGAAGACAACGCCAAUCUUGACCAGGCGCGUAAGCCACUGGAGUCUGUAAAGGAGAAGUAUGGUGACGAUCUCUCCUGGGGUGAUCUAAUAGUUUUGACAGGGAAUGUUGCUAUCGAGAGCAUGGGUGGGCCAUCUCUGAACUUCUGCGGGGGUCGUGUUGAUGCGGAAGAUGGAUUAGAGAGUGUGCCACUCGGACCGUCCACAUACCAAGAAGAGCUUGCGUCGUGCGAAGUGAAUGGUCAGUGUGAGGCUCCCCUCGGACCCACUACAAUUGGGUUGAUCUACGUCAAUCCAGAAGGACCCAUGGGGAUUCCUGAUUCCGUGGGUAGUGCUGCAGAUAUACGCUCAUCUUUCGGACGCAUGGGUAUGAAUGACCGCGAGACCGUCGCACUGAUCGGUGGUGGACACGCAUUCGGUAAAGCACAUGGAGCCUGCAAGAGCCCGCCAUGUGGAUCAGGCGCAAUGGAAGGCAAAGGACCCAAUACUUUUACAAGUGGGUUUGAGGGAGCAUGGACAAACAAUCCAACAAAAUGGGAUAAUGCAUACUUCAACAACCUAGUCACCUACAAUUGGACCAAAGUCGAUGGACCCGGUGGCCACGUCCAAUGGGAAGCUGAGGAGCUACCUGGUUUGAUGAUGCUCACAUCCGACAUUGCUCUCAUUAAUGACGAGUACUACUUGCCAUUGGUAAUGGAAUUUGCCACCGAUCAGGACGCAUUAGAUAAAGCAUUCAGUGAUGCGUGGUACAAGUUAACAUCCCGUGAUAUGGGUCCAGCUGCACGGUGUAAGGGGGACAAGGUGUUAUAUCCACCAGCACUAUUCCAAAAUCCAUUGCCCAAGUCGCAGUCUGACAACGUAGAUUUCGAGGAGGUCAAUAAGAUGAUCAAAGAGAUUAUGUACACUGAGUCCAAUGCCCUUAGACCAGACAGAAACGCAAAGGGUGAGCCCUACUAUGGCGCAUACUUUGUCACGCUUGCCUACCAGUGCGCAUCUACAUUCAGAACUACAGAUUACAGUGGAGGAUGCAACGGGGCGAGCAUUCGAUUUCAACCACAAAAAUUUUGGCCUCGGAAUAUAGACUUGGACAAAGUGAUGGACGUACUGCGACCUGUUGAAAAACAGUUCAAGGACCUCUCUUGGGCUGAUUUGAUUGUUGCUGCUGGUCAUGCAGCGCUUGUAGAUGCGGGCGGAUUAGAUUUACAGUUCAAAGGCGGACGUUCGGACGCAAUCAACGGUGACUACGCAGCUACGUCAGAACUUCGAGAUUAUUAUUUGAACCCGAUGAUAGCCAAUGAAGACAAUGCAAACGUUAUGGGACUCACUGCCGAAGAGUUCGUCGCGCUCGCUGCACGCCCUCGUAGUGCCUCUCAUGAGCAUACGCUCGGGUAUGUAGGUUCAUACACAGGCAAUCCCUCAGUACUUUCUAACGAAUACUUCCAACUUCUGCUCAAUGAAGAUUGGGUUUUGGUCUCUGACCUAGAGAAUGGAUACAAGGCCAAAAGCAAGGGACUGUAUAUGGAAGACUACGAUCUGGCGUUACUAGACGACCCCGAUAUGAAAGCCGCUGUUGAAAAGUUUGCAAUGGACGAAGAUGCCUUCAUGCAGGCAUUUACAUCUGCUUGGGAGUAUCUGAUGAAUGCCGACAGAUUUGCAUAAGGUUCAAGCUGUUCUGUCAAGUUCCAGCUUAUGUUAUGUUCUCGUUCCCAUUUGAGAAUGAUUAUUGAAGUUUUAUCGAUAAUUAUUCAGUAAUAAAUACCAAUGACGAG
This is a messenger RNA of Sphaeroforma arctica JP610, 2195 nucleotides long. RefSeq lists its product as hypothetical. The record is from RefSeq and is a predicted model, not a curated record. Gene Ontology annotation, molecular function: heme binding; catalase activity. Gene Ontology annotation, biological process: hydrogen peroxide catabolic process; cellular response to hydrogen peroxide. Lineage: Eukaryota; Ichthyosporea; Ichthyophonida. The transcript has a single exon. Gene Ontology annotation, cellular component: cytosol. The coding region runs from base 79 to 2085 and encodes 668 amino acids.